This is a messenger RNA of Brenthis ino (lesser marbled fritillary), 1209 nucleotides long. The record is from the annotation of a GenBank genome assembly. NCBI's taxonomy places the organism in Eukaryota, Metazoa, Arthropoda, Insecta, Lepidoptera, Nymphalidae.
AUGGUACGAAACAUUACCAAAGGUGGUGGUUUUAUGAGGCUGUUUGGCACUUACCUAUCCUCUCACGGGUCCUCUCUCGGCACAUACUUCAGACUUCUCAGACCGAGAGGAGUGCCGUUGGACUUUCGUGAAAUUCUGCAGAGAUUAAACACACCGUUCAUGUUUUGUUUGAAGAUACCAGGAUCUACUUCGUUAGCUGAGGGACUAGAAAUAAAGGGACAGAUGGUUUUCUGUUCGGAAUCUGAUUCACUUCUUUUCGUCGGCUCACCCUUCCUAGAUGGCCUCGAAGGGUUGACAGGGCGGGGACUGUUUAUAUCUGACAUCCCAUUACACGACGCUACGAGAGACGUCAUCUUAGUCAGCGAACAAACAAGAGCCCAGGACGGCCUUCGAAAGAGAAUGGAUAAAUUGAAAAAUUCAAUAAUGGAAACCAGUAAAUCAGUUGACAAGGAGAGGGAGAAAAACGUCAGCCUUCUCCAUUUAAUAUUCCCACCGCAUAUUGCGAAGCGACUAUGGCUAGGUGAAGCUAUAGAAGCAAAAAGCCAUGACAACGUGACAAUGCUCUUCAGUGACAUAGUAGGUUUCACGUCCAUAUGUGCUACAGCCACACCCAUGAUGGUCAUUGCCAUGCUUGAAGAUUUAUACAGCGUGUUUGACGUAUUCUGCGGAGAACUGGAUGUCUAUAAGGUUGAAACCAUCGGAGACGCGUAUUGCGUUGCGAGUGGCUUGCAUCGUAAGAUAGAGACUCACGCGCCACAAAUAGCGUGGAUGGCGUUACGUAUGGUAGAAACUUGUGCCCAGCAUCUCACUCAUGAAGGAAAUCCCAUAAAGAUGCGUAUAGGUCUGCACACAGGCACAGUGUUGGCCGGCGUGGUCGGCAAAACAAUGCUUAAGUACUGUCUCUUUGGCCACAACGUCACUCUCGCCAAUAAGUUCGAAUCCGGUUCAGAGCCUUUGAAGAUCAACGUUAGUCCAACCACUUACGAGUGGCUAAUAAAGUUUCCGGGCUUCGAAAUGGAGGCACGAGACCGCUCGUGUUUGCCCAAUUCGUUCCCUAAGGACAUUCCUGGGACGUGCUACUUCCUACACAAGUACUUACAUCCUGGAACGGAUCCGGAUGCUACACAAGUAAAGCAUAUAGAAGACGCUCUAAAAGAUUUCGGCAUCGGCAAAGGAAAAACUUGCGAAGAGGAUUGCGAGGAACCUACA